Molecule: messenger RNA, 2913 nt
Organism: Cladocopium goreaui
Lineage: Eukaryota; Dinophyceae; Suessiales; Symbiodiniaceae
Source: the annotation of a GenBank genome assembly
AUGGCCACUGAAAGCGGUGCAGCGUUCCGGUCGAGAGCACUGGACCUCGGCCUAGCUGAAGAUAGGUUUGAGCUGCUUGUGAGUGCUGGGGUGCGCAACUUCGGGCAAUAUGCUUUUAUAUGUCAGUAUCAACCUGGCAGUUCAGACGAGGGCCCACUGUUGAAAGUUUUGUCAGAAAUCUACAACGCAGAUGCCCAUGGAGGUGAGUUGACAGUUGGAGAAAGGUCAAUCCUUAGGAGGCUCUACUUUGAAAGCCACACUACUGCAGUUCAGGAGAUACGCAUCAGAUUAGAGCGUCAGCCUGACGACACGCCAAAGGCCCUUCCCAUGGCCGAGCGCAUUGAGCGACUCAACGCCUUCAAGGAGAGUCAUUGCCAUUUGAUUUUGGAUUACUCUUCAGAACCAUCACACAAAUUGGUGGAUUUGGCUUGUCAACAGGCAGAAUCUCAGGUCGUAUCCUACAUAGAGCUUAGCUUGUGCACCAGCAGGGAAUCGGAGAUCACUCAUCGAAAGAAAGAGACUCAGGUUUCAAUAGACAACUCUGGAUUGAUCAAGCUCAGCAAACAGGAUCGCGAAGUCAAGGCCGAGGUGACAGGGGAUUGGAAAGUACGCCAAUGCAUGCAGAGGCGAGCAGUGGCUUACCAUUUGGCCAAUAUAGCCACUUACAAGACCUUGGAGAAGUUCACGGCCAAGCUGUUCCACUAUCUUACCAAGGAACCUGUGGCAAACCAUCGCCCAAUCAGCUUGCAGCAAAUCAUCCAGGCAGAUCGUGAGCUUUGGAUUCAGGUGUCUCGGACGACCCGUGGCAAGAUCUUGACAUCAAAUCCCAAACCCAUCGACGAUGCUGUUGCCAAGCUAUCGGAGUCCACAGAGAUCCUGUACCAUCUCAUGCCGCUACCCCAGGGCAGCCAGCCCAGAUCUGCCGACAAGCCCAAGCCUGAUAGAUCCCGUAGCCCUAGACGGCCCAAAGGCAAGGGCAACAAGGGCAAAGGAAAGGGAAGCGGCAAAGGAACCAAACCAGAUUUGCCGGCCAACUGUGUGUCGAAAGAUGAUCAAGGCAGGAACAUAUGUUUUGCAUAUCAGUGGGGCAAGUGCCAACAUCCUGGGCCGCGUUGCAUCGUGCCUGAACAGCCUGAAGCCAUUUUGGAAGUUUUCUUUAAUUUGUGCAUGCAUGCCAAUGUUGCCGCAGCGCAUUUUGCGCCAGUCUGUGGCACUGCCAGUAAAGCCCGUGAGCGACCCAUGCCACCGGGCUACAAGGGAAAGCCGCUUGCACCUUUGAGGUCUGACGACCAACUUUUGGGUUUGGACUCACUAGUAGGCCAAGAUCGUGACAGGGUCCAGGCGGCCAAUAUCCUUUAUGCAGUCACUGUUGUAGCAGCAAUCCUCUUGAUUUCUCGUAACACCAUUGUGUCAGUUGAAAACCCCAAUAAUAGCUACUUUUGGGCCAUCGCUUGCCUCAUCGCAGCCCUCUUGGAAAAUGGCAAAUUGUGGACUAGUCUUGAAGAUGUAAACUUUGCGAACUGCAUGUUUGGAUCCAAACGCAAAAAGCACACAACUUGGAAGUCAACCCCUGCCGUCUUCCAUGCAAUGAACAAAGAGUGUGACAAUUCGCACGUGCAUGAGUCUUGGACCCCGCACAUUGGGCCAAAUGGCCAAGUCUUGAAGAUGCCAACUGCAGAAGAGGCAGCCUACACGCCUGAACUUGCAAGAGCUGUCGCAACUUGCCUGGGGCCUGCAUUGUUAGAACGUGGUGUUGCGUUCCCAACAGACCUCACUGCAGCCGCUAACCCGCGCAAAGUUGUCCGAGCAGAACAGUUCAGGCUGCCCCAGUUGAUCUCUGAGUUCUUUGCCAUCACCGAUUGCCCGGUGCCAAUGUGCGACUCCAAACAGAUUCCACUUCCAAUUGUCUUGGAACAAGGGGGUGAUUUGAAGUAUGACCAAGUAGACUGGGAAUCCGAGAGCUUGCAGCAACAACCCCACACAAUGAAAGCUUUCAAAAAUAAGCCUGAACCAGGUGAUAUAGUCUUUGGUCUUUUUAGAUCCCCCAAAAACUUUGUAGUGUGCGCCGAAAGCCUGAUGCAUCCGAUUGAUUUUUCAUGCCCUUUGCCUGAUGAGCUUGUGUUGACGUUGUCACAAGUUCUCCAGCUAGGCCCAGCUGGACUGAUUGCGCUUAGGGCUGAGAGGGCUAAGGAGUUGUUGUGCUUGGUCAAAUCUAUGGAGGCUGACAACUCAGCCUACUUAAAAGCUUUGCCAGCCACCCCACAGAAAAUCCUUCGGAAUAAACGGAUGGCCUUGUGGAAGCACUUAUCGCUAAAGUUUGACUGCCCGGAUGCAGGGAUAGUAGAUGAAAUAGCCCAGGGUUGUCCCUUAACUGGCUUAGGAGUGCACUCAAGCUUGUUCCCUGCUGGAUUCCAACCAGCCCAGAAGCCAGCCGACCAGCUGAGGAAGCAGCACCUUUGGCUGAGGCAUCAAGUGGUGGGCCGAUGCCGUUCAUCAGGGGAUCCUGUUGUAGACCGAGAGUGCUGGGAGCAAACAAUGUCUGAGGUCACAGAUGGUUGGAUGGAAGGCCCGUUUGACAGUGAAGAGGCCGUGUCAGCACACACAGGCUGUUCAGAAUGGCUGUGCAGCAAAAGGUUCCCACUGGUCCAAGGUGACAAGGUUCGAUUGAUAGAUGAUGCAAAGGAGAGCCAACUCAAUACGGCGUACUAUGCCACCAACAAACUAGUCCUUCAGGAUGUUGAUUGCUUGGUGUCCUUGAUCAUGCAGAUGUGCAGAUGCUUUGUCCAAGGGGGUGAGUUUACGAUGAGGUUGAGUGACGGAUCCAACGUUGUUGGCCGAGUUGCCGCUGAUUGGGGUUCGGAUGUGAACUUCCUUGGCCGCACAUUAGACCUGUCUUCAGCCUUCAGCAUAUAA